Messenger RNA from Cooperia oncophora, 495 nucleotides. Lineage: Eukaryota; Metazoa; Nematoda; Chromadorea; Rhabditida; Trichostrongylidae. The record is from the annotation of a GenBank genome assembly.
AUGCUAGACAAGGAUACGGUAGGCUCAUCCUCGGAAAAUCAAUAUAUCGAUUUUCAGCAAGAAGACUCUCCACAUCACAUUCACUGGCCGUUGCCUUCCGGUAGUCUCUACGCGCACUUUAAAAAGGCUGCCGUUGCGUCGGAUCAUGGAUUGUGCUCAGAAAUAGGAAGAGACGUACUGAUUGAUGGAGGGAAUGCUGUAGACUCUAUGAUAGCCACGUUGCUGUGUAUCGGCGUGGUGAAUCCCCAAUCGAGUGGUUUAGGAGGCGGCUUUCUAAUGACUCUUUUCAAUGCGUGGACGUCAACGGGUCGAUGUCAGACAAUCAAUGCUCGUGAGACAGCACCGCUUGCCGCCACCGAGGAUAUGUACAAGAAUGAUUCACGCAAUGCUUAUACGUUCACAGUUGCUUCGUACCAGGAAUUUUUGCGAAAAUCUCAUGAAAACAACGCAACUUCAGAGAGUUCUCUGUUUGUAGCGGUUCCACGAGCCAAAUAG